This is a messenger RNA of Hyalella azteca, 534 nucleotides long. Its product is annotated as beta-1,4-N-acetylgalactosaminyltransferase bre-4-like. Bases 1 to 360 code for a protein of 119 amino acids. Gene Ontology annotation, molecular function: N-acetyl-beta-glucosaminyl-derivative 4-beta-N-acetylgalactosaminyltransferase activity. The transcript has 3 exons. Gene Ontology annotation, biological process: glycosphingolipid biosynthetic process; carbohydrate metabolic process. Lineage: Eukaryota; Metazoa; Arthropoda; Malacostraca; Amphipoda; Hyalellidae. The record is from RefSeq and is a predicted model, not a curated record.
AUGAAUUACAGGCUACCAUACAAAAAUAUCUUCGGGGGCGCAUGCGCAAUCUCAGUGGAACAAUUUCGGCAAGUGAACGGCUUCAGCAACAAGUUCUGGGGCUGGGGCGGGGAAGACGAUGACAUGGCAAACCGCAUUAAAUAUCACGGGCUGUCCAUCUCCCGUAACCCCGCCAAUAUAUCACGCUACACCAUGAUCACACACGAGAAGGAUAAACCCAAUCCUCUCAGGUUUGAAAUGCUGCGCUCGGGCAGGAGCCGCUACGCCUCAGAUGGACUCAACUCUUUGAAGUACCGCGUGCUGGACGUACAGCUGCGAAGAAUGUACACUUGGAUCUACGUUGAGAUCCUAAAUACAUAACAGCUGGCGUAAAAAUGUUGAGUGCGGCUCUUUUCCUAGCAUAACUUUAUUUAUUUUAUUGAUUUUCAGUGGUUUGAUGAUUGUAAUUUGUUACGAGAACAAGUCAGCAGGACAUGUUGUGAUUUGUUGUGUUGUGAAUUUCGUUUCCAAAUUACGUAAUAAAAUUUAACUGAG